AUGUCCGUCAAAGAUUUCUCUACUAUUGUUCCCUCUCUUUCUUUAAACUCAGGCAAAUCAAUCCCCCAUCUUGGCCUUGGCUUAUACCUGACAGGCACCGAUGUCGCACCUGCUCUAGUAAAGGAAGCCCUCGAAAUUGGUUACCGUCAUAUCGACGGUGCUGCUCUUUACAAAAACGAGGCUGAGACUGCCCAAGGCGUUGUUGAUUUCCUAGCUGCACACCCAGAAGUCAAGCGCAGUGAAAUUUUCUACACCACCAAGGUUUGGGGUGAUAACCUUGGAUAUGAAGAAACCAAGGCCUCCCUGGCUUCUUCUUGGGAAAAACUCAAGGGUCUUGGGUACAUUGAUCUUGUACUUGUGCACUCACCCAUUGCACCCACAGACGUGACUCUGUCUAAAGACGACCCCGCAUACUUUGAGACUCAACGAGCUGCACGCCGUGUCAAACGUCUAGGCACAUGGAAGGCUUUGCAAGAAGCCGUUGAGCAGGGUCUUAUUAAGACAAUUGGUGUUUCGAACUACAACGAAGAGCAUCUUAAGGAAUUGUAUGCAUGGGAGGGUUUGACCAUCAAGCCCGCGGUUAACCAGAUUGAGGUGCAUCCAUGGCUGCAGCGCGAAUCCAUUGCGGCAUAUAGCCAGAAGCUUGGGCUUGUUGUUGAAGCAUACUCGCCCUUGACUCGCGGUAAGAAGCUAGUGGAGCCACUUGAUCCUCAUCUUGUUGCCAUUGCGGCCAAGUACAAAAAGACACCUGUGCAAGUAUUGCUCCGGUGGUCAGUACAGCAUGGCUAUGUACCUUUACCCAAGAGCACUCAUCGUGCGCGGCUCAUUGAGAACAUUGAUAUCUGGGACUUUGAGCUGACUCCAGAGGAGCUUGAGUUAUUGGGCGAUAAAAAUGCGCAUGACUUUACGAGCUGGGACCCGCUUACUGAGCCUUAA
Molecule: messenger RNA, 936 nt
Organism: Magnusiomyces paraingens
Lineage: Eukaryota; Fungi; Ascomycota; Dipodascomycetes; Dipodascales; Dipodascaceae
Exons: 1
Coding region: 1-936 (311 amino acids)
Molecular function (GO): oxidoreductase activity
Source: RefSeq, a predicted model, not a curated record